CGCAGCUGUCUCGACGAACACAGGUGUGCGCAGCUACAUACAUACAUACAUACAUAUGCACAUACGAUCGAUCGAUGUGUUGUAUUUGCUUUGUUUCUCGCUGACAGUGCGUGAAUCGAUAAGCAAUGAGAGAACGAGCCGCUGACCGAAUUGUCGUAACGCUAGUUGAGGCUGUCCGCUGCUGCCGGAUUUGCCAUGAUGAUUUACUAACUUUCACCAAUGUGUUUGUCUGGUGCCCCAAAUGGAUCCCACCACAGAUGCACUGUGUACAUAAACACACAUGUACCGGCGCCCAGCACAAUACAAUACAACCUAACACAACGAACACGUAUGCAAGGCAUACAGACAGAACGGCACGAGGCACUACCUACGAGAGAGUAGGCUCAGGGAGAGAACACACCACGACAGAAACUAUACAUAGACAAGGAUGCCACAGCCACAGUGCUAUUCUUGAUGGCAUCCAUUAUGCACAGCAAAAGCAACAGUGCUCAUGGAUCUUCUGCCUUUGCUGCGCACGAGUGUGGAAGAAGUCGGCCGUGGCGGCGACCCCAAUAUAGUAUUUGUUGGCGAUUAGCUUGCAGGCGCGCAGCAAGAAGCGGGACGUCGCGGAUGUUUGACACUCACGGAUGAGAGCAUCACGGAAGUCGUUGUUGCAGUCAUCGGCAUUCGACCCUGACCAGAGAGAAGCAGAGGAGGCCACGAUGAGGAGAACAGACACACAUUGUUCUUUCCCCUGCAACGUCUCUCCCUUCCCCUCCUACCUAGCGUAUAGUAGCAGCGGUCGUGCUCAUUGCACACCUCUGUGAAGUCGACGCUCCCAUACUUGUUCGGCACGCCGCUGCACCCGUCCGGCGCCUGCCACAGACCAGCGAGACGAGCACUGUGUCGUCGCGUUCGUUGUGCGGUCAUUUCACCUUUACCUGUGCGUAGGGAGAGCUGCAAGGCGCCAACAGAUCGUCACACGCAUCCAGGCGCCUGAUGGUCGUAUCCUUCCCUGUAGGUGACGCCACCGACAGUCCAGCGAGCAGGAGAAGAAUCACAGCGGUGUGGCUUCCUGUCGACAUCUCGAACUCGUGGUGACGCAGAGAAAACCUAUGGGGAUCUUUAUCGGUAAGCGACGGAGGAUCUGGGAGGAAAACUGGACUGGGGAGGAGGGGAG
Messenger RNA from Vitrella brassicaformis, 1159 nucleotides. The record is from the annotation of a GenBank genome assembly. Lineage: Eukaryota; Vitrellaceae.